GCUCAUUUUGACAGAUAAGAUAAGAGUUUUUUGUGGUUUUGCUGCAUUUCGUUUCCCAAAUUAUAUUUUGCUCUUAGUUUUCGCUUUAAGUUAAAAGAAAAUAAAAUCAAAAGACUGGCAAUGGCAAUAAAAUAUGAAUGUGGCGACUUCCUUCAGUUUCAGGAAUCGCUGAAAAAGAUGCGAGAACUGGACGACAAAAUCAUUUACGCAUUGAACACAUCGAUACCCACCGAAUCAUUUAAGGGUCAAAUAUCGCCCAGCCAAACAUGCGAACGAUUGUAUAAUCAAUUGCAGGAGAAUUACACGAAUCGGGAAAAGGCAAUAACGAAUUGCAUUCUCGUCACAGCCGAUUCGGUGAAGGGACUCAAAGUGAAACGGGACGAAAAUCGGGACGACAUUAGCGCAACUCAAGCAUUUAAAAAUGAGCAGCGUAAGCUGAGGAUGUUGCAGAGCGAGCUAAAUGUGGAGGAUAUCAUUAAGCAACGUACCGUCAAAACGUUCAAUGAACGAUGUCGAAUGUUUUUCACCAUGGGCGCGUUGUGAUGCGAUCGACGGAGUAUUAAAACCAAUUUUUUUUUAUAAAUGAUUUUGUGGUGAAAAUAAUUUAGAGCAAUACACACGGUUACUUAGACAUUGCAGACACAA
Molecule: messenger RNA, 645 nt
Organism: Bradysia coprophila
Lineage: Eukaryota; Metazoa; Arthropoda; Insecta; Diptera; Sciaridae
Gene: Ccdc58
Product: Coiled-coil domain-containing 58
Cellular component (GO): mitochondrial intermembrane space; mitochondrion
Source: RefSeq, a predicted model, not a curated record